AUGCUACGUGUUGAAUUUCCCGAAGUAUUUGCUGAUGGGUUGGGAACCUAUAAUAAAUCUUGCAUACAAUUACAUUUAACUGAUAAGACGCCCGUGUUUGUUAAGGCGCGUCCCCUGCCGCUUGCUUUACGCGAGCCAGUGGAACGAGAACUAGAACGAUUACAGCGGGAUGACGUUAUUUAUAAAGUAGAACGUUCGGAUUACGGGACACCUAUUGUCCCCAUUGUAAAAAAAAAUGGUAGUAUCCGUAUAUGUGGUGAUUACAAAAUCACUCUAAAUCCACUGUUAAAAGAUUUUCACUACCCGCUUCCGCGCAUUGAAGAUAUAUUUGCUAACCUAGCGUGUGGUGAGCAGUAUUCAAAAUUAGAUUUAUCUCAUGCCUAUCAGCAGGCACUUUUGUCUGAGGAGUCACAGCCCAUGACAGCAAUCACAACACAUAUAGGGACUUUCGUUUACAAAAGAGUACCCUUUGGUUUAAAGUGUAUACCAGAAAAUUUCCAAAAAUUAAUUGAAGAAAUCUUGAGUGGAUUGUCCUCAGUGGUAGCAUUCCAAGACGACAUUUGUGUGACAGGAGUAGAUAGGGUAACGCAUCUUAAAAAUCUGAGAGCUGUAUUGUCUAGAUUAAAAGAUGCCGGGUUACAUGUAAAUUGGUCUAAAUGCGAGUUUUUUCAAUCUAGUGUCACCUAUCUAGGCUAUCGUAUCGAUAAGGCAGGCCUUCAUACAGAUAAAAAAAUAGAAGCUAUAUUUUCAGCGCCCACCCCUAAAAACGUUACGCAACUAAAAAGUUUUUAG
Achroia grisella is the source of this 792-nucleotide messenger RNA. RefSeq lists its product as uncharacterized. Lineage: Eukaryota; Metazoa; Arthropoda; Insecta; Lepidoptera; Pyralidae. The coding region runs from base 1 to 792 and encodes 263 amino acids. The record is from RefSeq and is a predicted model, not a curated record. The transcript has a single exon.